This is a messenger RNA of Rangifer tarandus platyrhynchus (Svalbard reindeer), 519 nucleotides long. Lineage: Eukaryota; Metazoa; Chordata; Mammalia; Artiodactyla; Cervidae. The record is from the annotation of a GenBank genome assembly.
AUGAAUUCCGUUAAAACAUCUCAUCUUGAGAAACUUCUUGGUGAAGCAGAACUCAGUAUAGCACCUCACUCCCUCACUUCUCAAAUAAGCCAAAAUAAGUCCCUCUCCUCCCUCACGAUCCACAUGGAACAAGCAGGUAGCCGCGAUACAGAUGGCAUCGUCUUCAUCGACCUGCGGCCAGCGCUGGUCCUUCCCUCAGCAGCUCGUGAGGCGUGCAGAGAAGCAGAAGCCAUGGGUAAAGCACCGCAAAAGGAGGAAAACGAAAGGAUGCUGUGGUUCCGCGCCAUCUGUUCAUCAUUCGGACGCACAAGACGCUCCAGACUGCCUGCAGCUCCAGUCCUUCCCAGCCAGAUUACAAGCGCAUUCCAACUGGAUACAAGUGCAUGCCAUCACCAGACAUUAGCACGUCUCCCGGGCACUGAACCUGUGCGUUUCCUACCUCGGAGCGUCUGGCGGAACCCCGGUCUCCUCUGGUCUGCGUUGGCCAGUGCCUUCGUGAAGCUGAGACGACGGUAUUAG